This is a messenger RNA of Chondrus crispus (carragheen), 204 nucleotides long. RefSeq lists its product as hypothetical. The transcript has 2 exons. Bases 1 to 138 code for a protein of 45 amino acids. Lineage: Eukaryota; Rhodophyta; Florideophyceae; Gigartinales; Gigartinaceae. The record is from RefSeq and is a predicted model, not a curated record.
AUGAGCGGCUUGGCGAACUGUGGCGCUGUCGGCAUACUUUGGCAUGUUGAAGAGAGAAGGGGUUGGAGUGAGGGAGGAGAGGAGGAAACGGUUGCAGGAGAGGAAGGCAAUCUGCACGAACGCGACGAUCAACAAUGAAGGUUUUCGAGAUAUAUGCACUUGGUUGUACUGGAACUACAGAGUAAAGUCUCGAUAAGCUGCGUA